AUGGAAAUCUCUUCUUUAUCAUUUUUCCCAGAAGACUACUCGUCAAACUUCUGUUCUUUAAGUCAAGACCCAGACCCCAAUAGUAUGUCAAUAAACAAUACUACUAAUAAGCGCCCAGGAGUUGAAAUUUUUUGUAAUGAAUUGGGGACAGAUUUACUAAGCGAACUGUUGGGUUUUAAUAGUCAAAUAGAAGCCCAGAAAGCAACGAAGAACGAACAAUCCGUAAAUUAUACACAUCGAGAUUCCAUCUCGGAGUCGAGGAAUAAGCGAGCGAGUCAAGAGAUGGAUGAGGGUGAAAAUUACUUGAAUUUUAUUCAGAAUCAAGAUGCUUUUAUGGGUUCGAAUUCUGGGCAAUCGUCUUAUGCAAAGAGGACUCGUUCGGAUAGUUAUGAUGUGAUGACAAAGUCAGAUGAGUCCACCGGUGGUGCAGGUGGCAGCUCACAGCGGAGACUCUGGGUGAAAACCCGGUCUAAAGCAUGGUGGGAGCAAGUUAGCAGCCCGGAUUUUCCAGAAGAGGAGUUUAAGAAGGCUUUUAGGAUGAGCAGAGCAACAUUUGAUAUGAUUUGUGAGGAGCUCGAAUCAGCCGUGACGAAAAAGGACACAAUGCUGCGGUUGGCAAUUCCGGUUCGCCAGCGUGUGGCCGUGUGUAUAUGGAGAUUGGCCACGGGUGAGGCUCUUCGUGAAGUUUCGAAGCGUUUUGGGCUGGGAAUUUCUACCUGUCACAAGUUGGUUCUUGAAGGUUGUUCUGCUAUAAAGAGUGUGCUAAUGCCAAAGUUCUUGCAGUGGCCAGAUGAGAAUAGAAUGGAGGAGAUUAAAAGGGAGUUUGAAUUUGUUUCCGGGAUACCAAAUGUGGGUGGCGCAAUGUACACAACACAUGUUCCUAUCAUUGGUCCAAAGGUUAAUGUAGCGGCUUAUUUUAACAAGAGGCAUACAGAAAGGAAUCAGAAGACUUCUUACUCGAUUACUGUUCAAGGUGUAGUUGAUCCUAGGGGAGUUUUUACAGACAUUUGUAUUGGGUGGCCUGGCUCAAUGACUGAUGAUCAGGUGUUGGAACAGUCCGCCCUUUCCCAGAGGGCGAGUCGAGCAGUUUUGAAUGAUGUUUGGGUGGUUGGGAGCUCAGGGUAUCCAUUAAUGGAUUGGGUUUUGGUUCCUUAUACUCACCAGAAUCUUACCUGGACGCAACAUGCUUUGAAUGAGAAAAUUGAGGAGGUUCAAAGGGUUGCCAAGGAUUCUUUUAUGAGAUUGAAAGCAAGGUGGAGUUGCCUUCAGAAGAGAACAGAGAUGAAACUUCAAGAUCUUCCAGUAGUUCUUGGGGCAUGCUGUGUUUUGCAUAACAUAUGUGAGAUAAGAAAUGAGGAUUUGAGUCCAGAGUUAAGGUUCAACCUAUUUGAUGAUGAAAUUAUCCCCGAGAACAAUUUGAGGUCGAUUAAUGCUAUGCACGCGAGAGACCAGAUUGCUCAUAAGCUCUUGCACCAUAAUCUUGCUGGCAUGAAUGUCCUGUGA
Molecule: messenger RNA, 1503 nt
Organism: Fraxinus pennsylvanica
Lineage: Eukaryota; Viridiplantae; Streptophyta; Magnoliopsida; Lamiales; Oleaceae
Source: the annotation of a GenBank genome assembly